Molecule: messenger RNA, 4095 nt
Organism: Nothobranchius furzeri (turquoise killifish)
Lineage: Eukaryota; Metazoa; Chordata; Actinopteri; Cyprinodontiformes; Nothobranchiidae
Gene: appa
Product: amyloid beta (A4) precursor protein a
Biological process (GO): axonogenesis; central nervous system development
Cellular component (GO): cell surface; plasma membrane; Golgi apparatus
Molecular function (GO): signaling receptor binding; serine-type endopeptidase inhibitor activity; transition metal ion binding
Source: RefSeq, a predicted model, not a curated record
AAUCCCACUCGGCUGCGGUCAGGUGAUCCGACUCGGAGCAGCUGUGCUGUUUCAGUACCGCUCACCGUCAGACAACGGGAGUCACCGGCGGCGAGUACACGGCUUUUUUUCCUAACCGCAUUCUUUUUGGAGAAAACGUCGCCUUUAGGAGCGUUUUUUCAGCGAAACGUCAUGGGGGAGCAAGUGGCUUUACUGCUGCUGGUUGUAGCGGCGUCGGCUCUGGCACUGGAGGUCCCCACCGAUGUUUCUAUGGGUCUGCUGGCCGAGCCGCAGGUGGCUAUGUUUUGCGGUAAACUCAACAUGCACAUCAACGUUCAGAGCGGCAAGUGGGAGUCCGACCCCUCGGGCACGAAGAGCUGCAUCGGGACCAAAGAGGGAAUCCUGCAGUACUGCCAGGAGGUGUAUCCAGAACUCCAGAUCACCAACGUGGUGGAAGCCAACCAGCCAGUCAGCAUUCAGAACUGGUGCAAGAAGGGACGCAAGCAGUGUCACAAUCACAAUCACAUGCACAUCGUGGUGCCCUACCGCUGCCUGGUGGGAGAAUUUGUGAGCGACGCCCUGCUUGUUCCUGACAAGUGUAAGUUCCUCCACCAGGAACGGAUGGACCAGUGUGAGAGCCACCUGCACUGGCACACCGUCGCCAAAGAGUCUUGCGGAGACCGCAGCAUGAACCUCCACGACUACGGGAUGCUGCUGCCCUGUGGCAUCGACCGUUUCAGAGGGGUGGAGUUUGUGUGCUGCCCCACCGAGGCGGAGCGUGACACUGACAGCGCCGAGCAGGACUCGGAUGAUUCUGAUGUCUGGUGGGGCGGGGUGGAGACGGACUACUCUGACAACAGUAUGGUGCGGGAGCCUGAACCAGUGGUGCAGCAAGAGGAAGCCAAACCAACUGUGGUAGAGGAGGAGGAGGAGGAGGAGGACGACGACGACGACGAAGAGGCCUUGCUAGACAACGACCAGGACGGGGAUGGGGAGGAGGAUGAAGAAGUGGAGGAGGAGGAUGAGGAGGAUGGGGACGACGACGUCAUCGACAUGCUGGAUGACGGCGAUGAUGCAGACGAGCCUGCCACCAGCAUUGCCAUGACAACCACAACAACCACCACCACGGAAUCUGUGGAGGAAGUGGUUAGAGAUGUGUGCUGGGCCAACGCUGAGACUGGACCGUGUCGGGCCAUGCUGUCCCGCUGGUUCUUUGACCGACAGGAGGGCCGCUGUGUUCAGUUUAUCUACGGCGGCUGUGGAGGCAACAGGAAUAACUUUGAGUCAGAGGAGUACUGCCUGGCUGUCUGCCGCAGCGUCAUACCCACCGCCACGCCUAGCUCCCCCGAUGCAGUGGACCACUACCUGGAGACGCCUGCUGAUGAAAACGAGCACGCUCACUUCCAGAAAGCCAAGGAGAGCUUGGAAGCCAAGCACCGAGAGAGAAUGUCCCAGGUGAUGAGGGAAUGGGAAGAAGCCGAGAGGGAAGCUAAGAAUCUUCCCCGUGCCGACAAGAAGGUUGUGAUCCAACGUUUCCAGCAGAAGGUGGAGGCGCUGGAGCAGGAAGCCGCCAGCGAGCGUCAGCAGCUGGUGGAGACCCACAUGGCGCGGGUGGAGGCCCUGCUCAACGACCGCCGCCGCUUGGCUUUGGAGAGCUACCUGACCUCUCUACAGCAGGACCCACCCAGGCCCCGUCACGUCUUCAGCCUGUUGAAGAAGUAUGUGCGUUCUGAGCAGAAGGACCGGCAGCACACUCUCAAACAUUUUGAACAUGUUCGCAUGGUGGAUCCCAAGAAGGCAGCUCAGAUCAGACCUCAGGUGCUCACCCACCUGCGCGUUAUCGAGGAGCGAAUGAACCAGUCUCUGGGACUUCUCUACAAAGUUCCUGGAGUAGCUGAUGAUAUCCAGGACCAAGUUGAGCUCCUGCAGAGAGAGCAGGCCGAGAUGGCCCAGCAGCUGGCCAACCUGCAGACAGAUGUGAGGGUGAGCUACGGAAACGACGCCCUGAUGCCCGACCAGGAGCUCGGAGACGGCCAGACCGACCUUUUGCCCCAGGAAGACAUGCUGGGAGGGGUCGGCUUUAACCACCCUGAGAGCUUCAACCAAGUUGAGCUGAUGGACACUCUUCCCAAUCCUGACCGAGACGUUCCCACACGACCAGUGACUGGAAUGAAGAUGGAAGCUAUUCCUGAGCUGAGGAUGGAGACGGAGGACAGACAGAGUACAGAGUAUGAAGUUCACCACCAGAAACUGGUCUUCUUCGCAGAAGAUGUUGGCUCCAACAAGGGCGCCAUCAUCGGCCUGAUGGUUGGAGGCGUCGUCAUAGCAACGGUUAUCGUCAUCACCCUUGUGAUGCUGAGGAAGAAGCAGUACACCUCCAUCCACCACGGAGUGAUCGAGGUGGAUGCUGCCGUCACUCCCGAAGAGCGCCACCUGUCCAAGAUGCAGCAGAACGGCUACGAGAACCCGACCUACAAGUUCUUUGAGCAGAUGCAGAACUGAGGAGUCUCACAUGUACACGCUCACAUAAAUGCACCAUCACCCCCCUCCCCCACAUCACCCCACCCCUCCCCUCUACCGCCCCACGUCUGCUAGAGGCCGCGCGGCUUUAGUGGCUGGAGUAGUCAGCGACCGUAGUCGGGGUUAAACCAGCUUUUUCACUUUUUAAUUAUUAUUAUUAAAGAUCUGCGUUUUUAGGACGCCGCUGCGGUCUGGGCCUGCUGAUGUACAGACACCCCCCUCGCUCCGGGCCGUGAAGCUGAAGCGUGUUCUCCACUGAUUCAGGGUCAGCGUUUGGUUGUAGGAGCUGGUUUUUCCCAUAGAGCCUGACCUCUGAUCAGGAAGGUCGUGAGCACACGCUGAUCUGGGCUCAGUUAGGUUCAGGUCACCUGGGAAAUUCUAAAAUAAUGACGUAUUGUAAACGAGACUCAACUGCACUACCUUCUACACUGGAGUAAGAGCGCUUCCUCCCCCUCCUCCCCCUCCACCCCUCCCUUCAUCAUCCUCUCUUCUGUUGUUGGCGCGUUCGUACAACAGCUGGGCUGUGUUGGGCCUCACGAGGCUCCUAUCAGACGACGACGACGAAAUAAUCCAACGAGCCGUUUUCAUUUUAGAGUUUCUAUCAUUUCCAUUUUUCUUUUUCAGAAAAGGUCAAAAACGACAAAAAAAAAAGAUCAAGUGAUGUAAAGUCAUUUUUCAAAUUGCGUGUAAUGUUGCUGAAGUCUUAGCUGUUCUUCUGUGGUGUGCAUGACAACAACAACAACUGGAUUUGGAGGAAAUAAAAAUAAAAACAUCAGUGUAGAUUGUCAACGUUGCAAGAUUGUACAUUUAGUAUCGUCUCAUGGUCACACGGUGGAAAGCAGGACGAGGUGAAUAUGAAGUAGAGGGACGGGCUCUGCUCUGAUGACCUGUAAAGACGCACUAAUCAGGAGGGUUUGGGCUUCAUUUCCUCUUUUUCAAUCACUUUUUUCCUGAAGCUGCGUUUGUGUUUCAAAUCAGAACUCACUCCUGAUGGCUCCGUGGUUCUGAUGAAGGUCUGUGGUCGUGAAGAAUGGAAUGCUGGGAAUGUUUCUGCAUGUGUGCGUUAUUUUCUGUCCCUUUCUGAGACGUCUCUCUUUGCUUUCUGAGGACUGAAUAGGUGGCGCGUUGAGGGGCAGGAGGAGGAAGAGGAGGAGAGGAAAUGACUCAAAGUUCUGGAUGGGUAGCCAGCCAGCCAGCCUGGCAAUCUGUGUAUGUAAUGGAUUUCCACUCCCCUCCUCCAUCUCUGCUCCCCUCUCCGCCGUCUGCUCCGAGGAGCAGGAGCAGGCGUAUAGAUGUGUAGGCGUUAAGCAUCAGGAGCCGAGAGCGAGGCAGCCAUCUUCACCAUCAACACACUACAUGUAUAGACACAGUGAGACCUCAUACUGGUCAUAAUGGUGAUUCAGUGAGUGAAGCGUUGGUUUGGGUAGAUGCCCAACAGAGGGCAGUAGAGUAGAAGAGGAAGCAGGGUUUUCUUUAUCUUCUGUGGGCUGUUGAUUGCUUUUGUUUUCCACUGUGUAAUUCUGUGCAGGCCAUUUGCAUUGACUGAGAAACGCUUUCUACACUGUAUUCCAUAAUAAAGUUUUGAAUGUACAUACA